Molecule: messenger RNA, 2339 nt
Organism: Batrachochytrium dendrobatidis JAM81
Lineage: Eukaryota; Fungi; Chytridiomycota; Chytridiomycetes; Rhizophydiales
Exons: 4
Coding region: 204-2312 (702 amino acids)
Cellular component (GO): cytoplasm
Molecular function (GO): beta-1,4-mannosyltransferase activity
Source: RefSeq, a predicted model, not a curated record
UUUAGAACACGCGUGAUUUGCCACUCGAGUUCAGCCAAUUGAAUUCUCUCAGCGCGCUAGCCAGUCGAUUCUCUGCAGCUGCGUCUACUACGCAACCACCUUGUCUAUUAGUCUACACAUCUUGUAUAUACUAUUAACUGAAAGAGCUAAUAGUUCUGCUUGUGCAAUAAGUAUAGUAAACCUGUUUAGCAUUGGGUACUGCAAUGCAAUUGUCUGAAUCUCCUAGUCGACCAGAGCAGCAGGCGCUGCCAUUACGCAAUCAACCGCAACCCCAAUAUCGGCAAUCGCCGCCACCUGAUUCGAUGCCAUUGCAAGUGGGUUCUAUGCCGCAACAGCAGCAACAGGCUCAACAGCAGCAGCAAUACAAUCAGUAUUAUUCCCAGCAGCAGCAGCAUUAUCAGAACCAACAGGCUCAUCAAUCUGGUACACCACAAAUGCAGCAGCAUUACCAAGGUCAGCCUGGUGCACCACAAAUGCAACAACAUCCCAGUCCCAACAUGAACAGACAGCGCAUACCUCCGCCCUCGUCUACUCAAUACAGACCUAUUCCCCAUGUUGCUCAUGGUUAUGCACCAUACCAGCCUUCUAACCCUGUCAUGCAAGGUGGUGGUGCUGGUGGUCCUCGUCCUCCUUUUAACCCUCCUGGCCAACAUCAACACAAUGUUAAUUAUCAGCCACCCCAAGGAUAUGGAUAUGCACCUCAGCAGCUUCGUCUAAAUCCUGGACAGAUGGGUUAUCCUAAUGCUCAGGGAAUGCAAUCACCCGCUGCCAACAAUGGCUUACAGGACUGGGACGAUGCCGCUUCCGAAUCUACUGGCACUUUCUAUGAAGAUACUCCAGAAACCCGUGCUGGUCCUGCCGCUUCUGGCAUAUUGGGUCCCAAUCAGCCUCGGGUUGCCGCUCAAAAGCCAUAUCCUCUUCAACAGUCUGAACAAGAUGGAUCCACUCCCCCUGUUUCUAAUCCCAAUGUUCCAGCCCGCUCAUACGCGCUGGGCGAUGAUGCUGGUAUUCGCACUAACACUGGUAACACAAAGUUUCUAAUUGCAGUACUUUCUGAAUGGUGGAUCUUUUCCCUUAUUUUCAUUGUGGGCGGCACAUACCUGUUCCACUUUAAGAUGCCUCAGGAUUAUGUAGAUAAUGUGCUCUGGAACUACUCUUGCUACUGGAAGAUUGGAUGGAUUUUGCCUUUUCCAUACACCAUUAUUUGCUUUUUUGGACUGAUUCUUCCGUUUCGUACCCCAAAGUUUCUCUAUAGCGACUCGCUACCCAAGCGCAGGGUCGAUAAUCUUUACAUUUUAACUGUCACCAAAGGUGACAAUCGUGAGGCCGUAUAUCGUUCAUGGAACGCUCAUAAACAUCUCGAGCGUUUACAUCCAUGUGUGCGUGUUCAUGUCCUCACUGAUGAACCCUACUUUUUUGAAAAUAUCAAUUGCUACACCUGUCCUAAGCUUUUCCGCACUAAAAGCUCAAAAUACAAGGCUCGUGCUUUGGAAUGGUAUCGCCAGACUAUGCGCUUCACUGAACACGACUGGGUUUUGCAUUUGGACGAAGAGUCUGUUGUUGACGACGAGACUAUCAAAACUAUUCUCGAGUUUAUCUGGUAUGAACACGAUUAUCACUGGGGCCAGGGCAUCAUCCUGUACAACCAGUACAAGUACUGGUCCAAUUGGUUUUUUACUGGUGCCGAUGCCAUUCGUGUUGGCGAUGACUUGUCUCGUUUCGCUCUGCAAUACUCGUACUUCCAUUCCCCUAUUUUCGGUGCUCACGGCUCUUUCCUGCUCAACAAUGGCGCUGUAGAAAACUCUGUUACUUGGGAUCUUGGCUCGCUAACUGAAGAUUAUCAGUUUGCCGUGAGUGCCCACAGAAGUGGAUUCAAGUGCAGCAAGGUGCCUGGCAUCAUUCGUGAACAGUCACCCGUUGAUUUUAUUGGCUUUCUUAAGCAGCGUCGUCGAUGGUUUGUUGGUAUUCGUCGUCUUCCAUAUAUACUUCCCAAAAUAUGGGCCUUUUUCUGGGGCAUCGGUACCCUUUCACUUUUUUGUACACUCGCUGCUCUUGUUCUAGGUUUUAUUGUCAAACAAGGUACCCCUCGUUGGUUUGGAUUUGUCAAAGAUUUUUCUUUUGUUACAUUCACCUAUCUAUACCAAAUUGGUAUUUUGGUUCAGAAUGUAGAUCGUAAACUCAAUCCAAUCUUAAUUAUCUUGUGUAUUCCUUUGGCACUUAUCUUACAAUAUGCCGCUUGUGUUAUGGAGGCAAUGGCUGUUGUAUAUGCUGUUAUUUGCCCUCCACUCGACUUUGAUGUCAUUAAGAAAUAACACUUUCAGUUUUUCUAUUCGGUUUAU